CAGAUGGCCAGAGAAGAAGCGGUCAACACUGGACGCAGCGUGCUAGUUUUCCUUUUCUUGGACGAUAUCCCCACCAGUGAGAUGAGCAUGGAGGUGGUGUCCUAUAUAAAGACUAGCACGUACAUCGCUUAUCCCAAAGACGAUCAACACAAAGAGACGUUUUGGGAUAAGUUGGCAAACGAUAUCAGGGCGCCGUGA
Messenger RNA from Lymnaea stagnalis (great pond snail), 198 nucleotides. NCBI's taxonomy places the organism in Eukaryota, Metazoa, Mollusca, Gastropoda, Lymnaeidae. The record is from the annotation of a GenBank genome assembly.